AUGUCAGAGACUUCCUCUCAUGACUCCUUCUAUGAUUCCCUAUCAGACAUGCAGGAAGAAAGCAAGAAUGCUGACUUCUUCCCUGGGCUAUCUGCUUUUCUCAGCCAGGAAGAGAUAAACAAGAGUCUUGACCUGGCCCGGAGAUCUAUCGCCAACUCCGAAACGGAAGAUUUUGACUCAGAAAAGGAGAUCUCGCAGAUUUUCAACACCUCUCCUGUAAGCCUCUGUGAAAACCCUUCCCAUAAGGAGACCAAGUUUGGUGAGUCAACCUCCUCAGGAAGACCUCAUGAUAAUAGGUCAACACCUGUCCAGCCUCUGCCUGAACAAACCGCCCCUAUCUCUUCACCUGCUUCAAAGAGGAAACCUGCCAUAUCACCCCUGCUUGCCAGCCCCAGCUAUAUCCGGAGCCUCCGAAAGUCUGGAAAACGUGGUGCAAAAUCUCCCAACCCAAGUGUAAAGCCCAAACCAGCAUAUCAAAGUAAGACUGGCCCCCAGAGCCAGCUAUGUGACAAGGCGGCUAAUUUCAUUGAGGAGCUGACGUCCAUAUUUAGAGAAGCAGCAAAGCCAAGAAAUAGAAGCCCAAAUGGGGAGUCCUCAUCACCAGACAGUGGGUACUUGUCUCCUAAAAAUCAGCCAUCAGCCCUGAUGGGUGCCUCAGCCAGCCAGAGCCCCACUGGAGACCAACAGGAGAUGGAAGCAGAGGUCAAGUUGCCCGAAGCCAGGCAUCGUUACCAGAAAGACCAGAACAAGGCAGUGCCAUGCAAUAACAUGCCUCACCCACAGCCUCAGAAUGCACUCCGCUUGCCCUCAGCUCCAAGAUUCAUCCAGAAGCUUCGGAGCCAAGAAGUGGCAGAAGGAAGUAAAGUUUACUUGGAGUGUAGAGUCACCGGAAACCCAACUCCUCGGGUCAGAUGGUUCUGUGAGGGGAAGGAGCUACAGGACACUCCCGACAUUCAGAUCCGCUGUGAGGGUGGGGACCUCCACACCCUGGUCAUAGCAGAGGCCUUUGAGGACGACACAGGUCGCUAUACCUGUCUGGCUACAAACCCCAGCGGCUCAGACACAACAUCUGCCGAGGUGUUCAUCGAAGGUGCCAGUUCAACAGAUUCUGAGAGUGAAAGUUUAGCUUUCAAAUCAAAACCUGGAGCCAUGCCACAAGCUCAAAAGAAAACAACUUCUGUUUCCUUGACAAUAGGAUCAUCAUCUCCAAAGACAGGAGUGACCACAGCUGUGAUUCAGCCAUUAUCCAUCCCUGUUCAACAGGUUCACAGUCCAACCUCGUAUCUCUGCCGACCUGAUGCAACCACUCCUGCCUCCUUUCCUCCAAUUUUUACAAAGGAACUGCAAAACAUAGCUGCAUCAGAGGGUCAGGUGGUGGUACUGGAGUGCCGGGUCCGAGGAGCGCCCCCUUUGCAGGUCAAGUGGUUCCGACAAGGGAGUGAAAUCCAAGACUCUCCAGACUUCAGAAUUCUACAGAAAAAACCUAGAUCUACAGCUGAACCUGAGGAGAUCUGUACCCUGGUUAUCGCUGAGACUUUCCCUGAAGAUGCAGGGGUCUUUACGUGCUCCGCAAGAAAUGAUUACGGCUCAGUAACCAGUACUGCCCAGCUGAUUGUCACCUCAGCCAACGCUGAAAACUGCAACUAUGACUCAGUGGGAGAAUCCAACAGUGAUCACUUCCAACACUUUCCACCUCCCCCUCCCAUCUUGGAGACAAGUUCCUUUGAGUUGGCUUCAAAGAAGCCAUCCGAGAUCCAGCAGGUGAACAGCCCGGAAUUAGGACUUAGCAUGGCAGCCCUUCAAAUGCAGUUCAGUUCUGCUGAGAGGGAGACGAACGGAGUCCAUCCCAGCCAUGGAGUAAAUGGACUGAUUAACGGCAAAGCUAACAGUAAUAAAUCUCUGCCAACACCAGCUGUCCUCCUUUCACCCACUAAGGAGCCACCACCUCUGCUUGCCAAACCCAAACUGGGAUUUCCAAAGAAAGUCAAUAGAACCGCUAGAAUAGCUUCUGAUGAGGAGAUUCAAGGCACAAAGGAUGCUGUCAUUCAAGACCUGGAACGAAAACUUCGCUUCAAGGAGGACCUCCUGAACAAUGGCCAGCCGAGGUUAACAUAUGAAGAAAGAAUGGCUCGUCGAUUACUAGGUGCUGACAGUGCAACUGUUUUUAAUAUUCAGGAGCCAGAAGAGGAAACAGCUAAUCAGGAAUACAAAGUCUCCAGCUGUGAACAGAGACUCAUCAGUGAAAUCGAGUACAGGCUAGAAAGGUCUCCUGUGGAUGAAUCAGGUGAUGACGUCCAAUAUGGGGAUGCACCUGUGGAAAAUGGAGUGGCACCGUUCUUUGAGAUGAAACUGAAACAUUACAAGAUCUUUGAGGGAAUGUCUGUAACUUUCACAUGCAGAGUGACUGGGAAUCCAAAACCAAAGAUCUAUUGGUUUAAAGAUGGAAAGCAGAUCUCUCCAAAGAAUGAUCACUACACCAUUCAAAGAGAUCUUGACGGGACCUGCUCUCUCCAUACCACAGCCUCCACCCUAGAUGAUGAUGGCAAUUACACAAUUAUGGCUGCAAACCCUCAGGGCCGCAUCAGUUGUACGGGACGGCUAAUGGUACAGGCUGUAAACCAAAGAGGUCGCAGUCCCCGCUCUCCCUCAGGCCAUCCUCAUGUCAGAAGGCCUCGUUCUAGAUCAAGGGACAGUGGAGAUGAAAACGAACCAAUUCAGGAGCGAUUCUUCAGACCUCACUUCUUACAGGCUCCUGGAGACCUAACUGUUCAAGAAGGAAAACUCUGCAGAAUGGAUUGUAAAGUCAGUGGGUUACCAACCCCAGAUCUAAGCUGGCAACUAGAUGGAAAACCUAUACGCCCCGACAGCGCUCACAAGAUGCUCGUGCGUGAGAACGGGGUGCACUCUCUGAUCAUAGAGCCAGUCACGUCACGAGAUGCUGGCAUCUACACAUGUAUAGCCACUAAUCGAGCAGGACAAAACUCAUUCAGCCUGGAGCUUGUGGUUGCUGCUAAAGAGGCACACAAACCCCCUGUGUUUCUCGAGAAGCUGCAAAACACAGGAGUUGCGGAUGGGUACCCCGUGCGACUGGAAUGCCGUGUUUCGGGCAUGCCACCGCCUCAGAUAUUUUGGAAGAAAGAAAAUGAGUCACUCACUCACAGCACUGACCGAGUAAGCAUGCACCAGGAUAAUCAUGGCUACAUCUGCCUGCUCAUUCAGGGAGCCACAAAAGAAGAUGCUGGGUGGUAUACAGUGUCAGCCAAGAAUGAAGCAGGGAUUGUGUCCUGUACUGCCAGGCUGGACGUUUACACCCAGUGGCAUCAGCAGCCACAGAGCACCAAGCCAAAAAAAGUACGGCCCUCAGCCAGUCGCUAUGCAGCGCUUUCGGACCAGGGACUGGACAUUAAAGCAGCCUUCCAACCUGAAGCCAGCCCGUCUCACCUGACACUGAACACUGGCUUGGUGGAAAGUGAGGACCUGUAA
Messenger RNA from Puma concolor (puma), 3483 nucleotides. RefSeq names its product palladin, cytoskeletal associated protein (gene PALLD). NCBI's taxonomy places the organism in Eukaryota, Metazoa, Chordata, Mammalia, Carnivora, Felidae. Gene Ontology annotation, molecular function: protein kinase activity. The record is from RefSeq and is a predicted model, not a curated record. Gene Ontology annotation, biological process: actin cytoskeleton organization; cell migration.